Messenger RNA from Monopterus albus (swamp eel), 3669 nucleotides. RefSeq names its product dishevelled segment polarity protein 2 (gene dvl2). The transcript is spliced from 15 exons. NCBI's taxonomy places the organism in Eukaryota, Metazoa, Chordata, Actinopteri, Synbranchiformes, Synbranchidae. The record is from RefSeq and is a predicted model, not a curated record. Gene Ontology annotation, cellular component: cytosol. Gene Ontology annotation, biological process: canonical Wnt signaling pathway; intracellular signal transduction. Gene Ontology annotation, molecular function: frizzled binding.
ACGUAGUGACGUCAUACGCCGCGUUGGCUCGCAGAAAGUGGUGAAAAGUUUUUACACCCCCCUCCCCUGUAUGUUUUUGUUGGGGGGGAGAAAAAAAAAAAAGUUGUUGCUAGUUAAGUCGACUGAAUGUCGGUUGUCUUUUCGCCCCUUAGCAACAGGGGGAAUGCGAGUUUUUGCUCUUGUGAAGUCGGAGUGCAAGCUUUCGAGCGGGGUUUUAACGCUUUGCGUCCUCUGGCUCGGACUGGAAAUCUCAGUGGCCACCAUCGUUUCACCUCUCGUUAGCCACCUAGCUAGCUCCGCUGCUACAUAACUAACCAACAAAGUUAACGCUACCUCGCCUCAUAGUGUGUGUUUCUUGCGGUAACUUCCAGCUUGGGUUGGAAAAGCGACCGCAGAGAUGGCGGAAACCAAAAUAAUUUAUCAUAUCGACGAAGAGGAGACUCCGUACUUGGUGAAGAUUCCUAUUGCUGCCGAAAACAUCACUUUGCUGGAUUUUAAACAGGUCUUGAACAAGCCUAACUACAAAUUCUUCUUCAAGUCUAUGGACCAGGACUUCGGAGUGGUGAAAGAAGAGAUUUCCGACGACAGCGCCAAAUUGCCAUGUUUCAACGGCAGAGUGGUGUCAUGGCUGGUAUCAUCAGAUACUCCUGCAGCAGAGCCCCCAGUGGCAGUGGUCCCCCCUGUGGAAACGACUACCCAGCCUUCUCCCCCUCCUCCACCCCUGCCACCCCCACCUGCAGAGAGGACAGGAGGCAUUGGGGACUCCAGGCCGCCCUCCUUCCAUCCCAAUGCGACAGGCAGUGUGGAGACGCUGGACGAUCAAACUGAGACAGAGUCUGUAGUUUCCUUCAGGAGAGAGAGACCUCGGCACAGAGAGAGCAUGGAGCAGCACGGACCUCGUAUGAACGGUCAGAGCCGCCUGGAGCGCCACUUGGCAGGAUACGAGAGCUCCAGCACAGUGAUGAGCAGUGAGCUGGACACCACCAGCUUCUGUGACUCGGAAGAUGACGACACUAUGAGCAGGUGAAAGAAUGAUAAGAGUGGAGGCACAGCAUCCAGGCUUCUUAAACGGCACCGUCGACGCAGGAAACAGCGCCCCCCACGCCUGGAGAGGACCUCCUCCUUCAGCAGUGUGACCGACUCCACAAUGUCCCUGAACAUCAUCACCGUCACUCUCAACAUGGAGAAGUACAACUUCCUGGGCAUCAGCAUCGUGGGCCAGAGCAAUGAAAGGGGUGAUGGAGGCAUCUACAUUGGCUCCAUCAUGAAGGGAGGCGCUGUGGCUGCAGACGGACGCAUAGAACCUGGUGACAUGCUGCUACAGGUUAAUGACAUUAACUUUGAGAAUAUGAGCAAUGACGACGCUGUACGGGUGCUGAGAGAGAUUGUACACAAGCCAGGACCCAUCAUCCUCACGGUGGCUAAGUGCUGGGACCCUUCACCUCAGGGCUACUUCACUCUGCCUCGUAAUGAGCCGAUCCGGCCCAUCGACCCAGCAGCCUGGGUUAGCCAUUCUGUGGCUAUGACCGGAGCCUACCCUCCCUACCCAGGCAGCUCCUCCCUCAGCACCAUCACCUCUUCUUCCUCCGUCACCGAGACUGAACGUUUUGAUGACUUUAACUUAUCGCUACACUCUGACAUGGCAUCGGUUGCGAAGGCCAUGGCCUCACCAGAGUCAGGUCUGGAGGUCAGGGACCGCAUGUGGCUUAAAAUCACCAUCCCCAAUGCUUUCCUCGGCUCGGACCUAGUGGAGUGGCUGUUUCACCACAUCGAGGGAUUCCAGGACCGUCGUGAAGCCAGGAAAUAUGCCAGUAAUCUGCUGAAGGCUGGCUUCAUUCGACACACUGUCAACAAAAUCACCUUCUCUGAACAAUGCUACUACGUGUUUGGAGACUUAAGUGACUGUGAGAACUACAUGGCCAACCUGGCCCUGAAUGACAAUGAUGGCUCCAGCGGGGCCUCAGACCAGGACACCUUGGCCCCUCUGCCACUCCCUGGGGCCUCCCCAUGGCCCAUGAUGCACACCUUCCCCUAUCAGCCCUACCCUACACAUCCCUUCUCCAGUCAGCCGCCUCCGUACCAUGAGCUCACCAGCUACAGUUAUGCCCCCGGCAGCGCCGGCAGCCAGCACAGCGCAGGGAGCCGAAGCAGUGGGUCAACGAGAAGCGAGGGUGAGCGACGUCGCAGUAGUAAAGGUCCUGGCAGCACUGUGGGGGGAGGGGAGAAGUCCCCUUCUGGUGGAGGUGGAGAAGGUGGCGGAGCCGACUCGCGCUCUGGCAGUGGCAGUGAAUCAGAAUACUCCACCCGCAGCAGCCUGAGGCGUGGCCAUGGUUCAGCCGCCCCCAGCGAGCAUAGCCAUGCCUCCCAGCGCUCACAUCAUCACCGCAUGCCUCAGCCGCCCCACAUGUCUCCAUACCCGCCAGGUAUCAUGCCGUACAACCCCAUGAUGGUGAUGAUGGUACCCCAGCACCCACACCCAGCCUUGGCAGCCGCUCACGCCCUUCCUCACACGCAGCAGCUGGCCACAGCGCCCAUGCACCCGGCUCUACCCCCGCCCCCUUCCUCUACUCCAGGAGGACCUCCUGGUGCCCCACCCACCCGUGACCUGGGCUCCGUACCCCCAGAGCUGACUGCAUCACGCCAAUCGUUCCACCUGGCCAUGGGCAACCCCAGCGAGUUCUUUGUGGACGUCAUGUAGUUUCAGUCUUGAUGCUGAGUGACCAUUCAUGUGAAGUUAGUGUACAGUUCCCACUUGCUUUGACAAGGAUCUGGUGAUAGCUUUUAGAACUCACAAGGGCCUAUUGGAUAGAGGGCCCUUGUUACAAAUUUGGUGAGAACAGGGUUUAACGUUGACAAACAAAAUUAAGACAAAACACAUUAAAUGUGAGAUAUGGUCUCACUAAAUGUGUCCACAAAGUCUAGUUUCUCUGAUUUAAAUCCACUACAUAUCAGUCUUGUUUUCAAUAUUUGAACUCCUGACAACAGAAAUACCACAUUUUAGGAGCCACUUUCCCAGUCGCCUAUUCAGGAAGUGCACGAACCACAGUUUAAUACUAGAGGGUGCCAGGUCCACCGAGUACUUGAAAAGGAUACAGUCCUGUAUAUUUGUCUGGAUCAUCAUUCCUGAUUCAUUGGCAGUAUAGGAGAAUGCUGAGUGCCUUACUUUUUCAUGUUUAGAGACAUUUUCACACUCCAGGUACAUAAAAUAUCUCUGUGUUCCAACAUUGUUUGACAAUGAACGUCUUUGUAUAUAUCUACUGCUCCUGUGUAAAUGCAGCAGUACAGAAUAACAUGCUCUAAUGUGAAGAGAAAAUAGGUCCAAAAAUGUCGUGAACUUUUUAGUCAUCACUGUCUAGGCCUAGUCAUCAGAUGUCUCUUAUUGAGAGGAGUACCAUGGUAUGUGUUGUGGGGCUGUAGAGGCUUAAAGGUACUAGCCGGCAAAAGUGGUACUUUUUGAUUGCAUACAGUACAGUAUAUAUCUAACUGUGAUCCAAAUGCUCCAUUCUUACUUUUAUGUUACUCACCCAUUUCAUUUUUGUAAGAGUGACUAUAUAAAUCAUGUAUAACCAAACUAUUAAGGUGCUAAAUGAAAAGUCAGCAGUUCAAAGAGAAUGACAUUGAUAGCUUAAAUUGUUUGAUUUCAUGUUGCCACCUUUGUUGUGUAUUUGA